CAUAAUUUCAAAAUGAUCACUCAGAGAAGUGGAGUGGGAGUGCUCAAGUGACGAUAUCAAGUGAUUAAAAUAGGAAAUGCACACAGUUUAAGUGCCAAAGUGAAAAUCAAGUGUUUAAUGAGUGGGAAAAAAUCAGGCUUCAUGUUAGAAUCAGAGAAGAAGAAGAAAAUCAGUCUAGUAUCCCUGCUACCCCCAAAGAAGUAUAAGCUGAGUUCAGUACGUGGACCACCGGACACUAAUCCUACACCUAAACGAUGGAGUCAGGUUCUAGCCCUCCUUCCUGUUUAUCUGCUACAGAUCUGUUAUGGAAUGAACAGUGGUUUCCCAGCUAUACUUACUCCUCAACUACGUGAGGACUGUUCCGAGUUUAAUAUAACAGUUGAUCAGGAAUCAUGGAUAGUAAGUUUGGACAAUAUCCUGACACCCAUAAUUUGUGUUCUGUCAGGACCUAUACAACAACGCUGGGGACCAAGGAGUUGUUUGGUUCUCUGCUGCUUUCCUUACUUUAUCUCGUGGUUGCUUGCCGCGCUUGCCGCUAACCAUUAUAUUCUUUACGCUUCCAGAGUUCUGGUGGGAGUGAGUCAUGCACUUAUUUGUACAACAGUUUAUACAAUAGAGGUUUCCAGUGUUGAGAUGAGAGGCACAUACUCAGUUCUUGAAAGUGUACUUAGAUGUACUGGAUGUGUACUAGUGUAUGCUCUGGGUCUAUUCUACAGAUGGAAGACGAUUGCUUACAUUGGUCUAGUGAUACCAGUUCUAGCUCUAAUAAGUUGUAUUCUAUCUCCUGAAUCUCCAAUCUAUCUUGUAUCAAAGCAGCAACAUAAAAAGGCUGAGUUAAGCUUAAAACGCCUGUAUGGAUCUGAAUUUAAAAGUCGCCAAGAAGUAUUACUGCUCAGUGAGAGUUUAAAUAAAAUCCAGAGGAAGAGGAGAAGCAAAUGUGAAUAUUUACAAAAUAUCAGAAAGCAUCCAGAUGUGUACAGACCCUUUCUCAUCCUAAUAAUACUCAGUGUUGUUCAACAAUUUAGUGGUGUAACUGUUAUAAGGGCAUAUGUUGUUAAAAUAUUCCACGAAGUUUUCAGAGCGAAUAAUACCGAGAAUAUCGGAAAUAUGACAAUAAACUGCGAGGAUAUAAAUGUAGAAGGUGGUCCUAACAAAACAUCAGGAUUAGCAUACAUGUCAGCUAUAACUAUAGGUUUAUUUCGUUUAGCAGCUUCUCUGACACUAGCCCGCCUUCUUCUACAGUUCAGGAGGAGGAACAUGUACCUCCUCUCCCUUACACUCAGUAUUCUCUGUCUUCUCACAUUCUCAUUAUUCUCCUUCCUAGCUCAGGAUUCAUUCAAUCCUAUAUUCAGGUAA
Eurytemora carolleeae is the source of this 1356-nucleotide messenger RNA. Its product is annotated as facilitated trehalose transporter Tret1. The coding region runs from base 118 to 1356 and encodes 412 amino acids. The transcript has 17 exons. Gene Ontology annotation, biological process: transmembrane transport. Lineage: Eukaryota; Metazoa; Arthropoda; Copepoda; Calanoida; Temoridae. Gene Ontology annotation, molecular function: transmembrane transporter activity. The record is from RefSeq and is a predicted model, not a curated record. Gene Ontology annotation, cellular component: membrane.